Molecule: messenger RNA, 682 nt
Organism: Hippoglossus stenolepis (Pacific halibut)
Lineage: Eukaryota; Metazoa; Chordata; Actinopteri; Pleuronectiformes; Pleuronectidae
Product: antimicrobial peptide NK-lysin
Exons: 5
Coding region: 58-564 (168 amino acids)
Biological process (GO): lipid metabolic process; defense response to bacterium
Source: RefSeq, a predicted model, not a curated record
AGCUACGUUGUGGUGUCCAUCUGCAGGAGUGUUGCUGUGCAGCCCCUCACCUCUGUCAUGUAUAAAAGGGGGGGGUUCUCUGCAAACACACAGACCAGAGAUCACUGCUCACUGUCAGCCAUGGCACCGUCUUCAAUCCUCCUGCUCGGCAUCCUGGUGACAUGUUCAGUUUGGACGGUCAAGGGGAGAAGCUUUGAAAUCCACAUUGAUGAUCAGGAGCAGGUGGAUGUGGAGAUCUCCGUGGAUGCCGGCAAGAUUCCAGGUAAAUGCUGGGCUUGCAAGUGGGCUUUAAAGAAGGUGAAGAGAGUCAUCGGACCGAACGCCACCGCAGAGGCAGUGAAGUCACAAUUGAAUUCCAUCUGCAACGAAAUCGGCCUCUUGAAAUCGGUGUGUCGCAAAUUUGUGAAAGUGCACCUUGGAGAAUUGAUCGAGGAGCUGACGACCACUGACGACGUGAGGACAAUCUGCGUGAACGCCGGAGCCUGCAAGCCAAAGGAAGUGUCUCAUCUGCUCUUUUAUCCAAAACAAGAGGAGUCACAAACUGAAAUGAAUGAAUAUCCCUAAUGUUUUGUGCAUGCAUUAAAAGUCCAACAGCAUUUAAUUCAUGAGAAAGAAAAAAAAAAAAAAAAAAAAUGUGAGUGCCUUCCUGGUAGUGAGACUGAUUAAAAAUGAUAUGCUCAAA